GACAAGCAGUACAUCUCUGAGUGAGCAGCUUCAGCGGCUGUGAUUGAAGAGGCUGUGUCACAGCUUCAUGGUAGAAUAGAACAAAAAACAUGAGAUCCAAGUGUUCCGGGAUGGAAAACCAAUACUAAAUCAAUAAAACAUGUUCAUCACUGCAGAGCAGGCGUAUUAUGUCCGAACUCUGUUAAAUGUCCAUGUGUUGGCUCCGCCCCUUACAUCUGUCUUCCUGUUUGAGUGUCCUGUAUUUUUACUCCAUGCGUUUCCUGUUCUUUCCCUGCAGCGGAAAGGAUGAAGGGGUGGAAUCCUGGAACCUCACACCGUUUGUAGCCACGGAUCUGCAGACGUGGAAUCACCUCCAGCUCAGGCAUCGUGUCACCCUCUGUUACAGAGUCCACCAUGAGUUAGACACAACCAGAGUCCACGGCCCGCCUACCAUAGAAGCACCGCGUCUGGAGACAGCAGCAUCAACUGUUCUGCUUCAUGAGCCAGCAGGAUGCGACUGAGGUCCUCGUACUGUCCGAGCGCCUCCUUGUAGCUUCACACAAAGGACAAGCCGACAAUGUGGUUCAACUCAUCAACAAGGGCGCUAAAGUCGCAGUCACCAAGUAUGGCAGAAGUCCGCUGCACUUGGCAGCCUACAAAGGUCACAUGGAGGUGGUGCAGGUCCUCCUCAGAGCCGGCUGUGACCUGGAUAUCCAGGACGAUGUGAAUGCGAACAGACGGCGUUUACAUCGCGCUGCUGUGGCGGGAAACAGUGACGUCAUCAACGCACUCAUCCAGGAAGGGUGUGCACGGGACAGGCAGGACAGGGACGGGAACACCGCACUCCAUGAGGUGUCCUGGCACGGCUUCAGCCAGUCCGUCAAACUGCUGGUGAAGGCCGGCGCCAACGUUCACGCCAAAAACAAGGCAGGAAACACGGCGCUGCACCUCGCCUGUCAGAACGGUCACACUCAAAGCACCAAGGUGUUGCUCCUGGGAGGGUCGAGGCCCGACAGCAAGAACCACGCCGGUGAUACGUGUCUGCACGUGGCUGCUCGGUACAACCAUGUUUCUGUGAUCCGGAUCCUGCUGGGGGUGUUUUGCUCCGUGUCUGAGAAGAACCUGGCUGGAGACACUCCGCUCCAUGUGGCAGCUGCUCUGAAUCACAAGAAGUCGGUACGUCUGCUGCUGGAGGCCGGAGCAGACAGCCGCAUCUGCAACAACGCGGGUCAGACAGCACUGGAUCUGGCCAGAGAUCACAACAACCCGGAUGUAGCUCUUCUCCUGACGAAAGCACCCCAGAGUUUUGCGCGAGGCAGGAACGUGAGGAAGAGGAGGGACAAGCUGAAGGCUGAAGGUCGAGCUCAGUCGGUGCCCAGAGACCAGGUGCUGCCCUGUAAGGACAGUGCGUCUGCAGCAGAUGACACCCAGAGCAGCGACCGAGCCGCUUGCAGACACGCGGAGGAAUCGAACACACGGAGGGCAAAGAGCAGCAAGCACAAAGAAAAGCCAUCUUUGUCGGAGCCGCUGCGACGCAGAGAGACCAAACGCAGUGACCUCCAUCACAAGAGGAAGAUCAGGCUGCGAGGAGCGUCGCCUCAUGCCGGCAUCCCUCCCCACAGCUUUAAAGCCUAUCAGCUGUACACGCUGUACCGCGGCAAGGACGGAAAGAUCAUGCAGGCGCCUCUGAACGGCUGCCGCUGUGAACCGCUCAUCAACAAGCUGGAGAACCAGCUAGAAGCCACGAAGGAGGAGAUGAAGACCGAGAUCCACACUGUCCAAGACCUGAUGAACACCAAGGGCCAGCUGGACCGCAAGAACCAACACCAGAUCCGGGUCCUGGAUAAGAUGACGGUGGAGCGGGUUUCAGCAGAGAGGACAGAGUGUCUGCAGAGGAUCGAGCAGCGGGCUGCUCAGGAACGACAGGAAACGGAGCGGAGACAGGCGUCGGUGGUCAGCGAGCUGAAGAGUUGGUGUUCGGCCAAACUGCAGAACAUGGACGUCCACGUCACAGGAGGCACCAAACCACAGUGCACCUCCUCUGUGGAGGAGGCCCUGAAUCAAGGUGGUGGAGGAGGUGUCACCAUGCUGCCUGCUGAAAGGGAGGCCAGCUUCCAGUGCCUGAACCUUCAAGGCAGCCCUGCACUCCUGGACCGUCCACAGAGUGAGCUCAGCGCUGCAGAGGCCGGCUCAGUCAGUCACUACUUCGUGGUUCAUCUGGAUAGUUCUCCAGAUGGAGAUAAGCAUCCGAACGCUGACGCCACAUCAUCUCCAGCAACGUGUCCAUCAUCAACCCGAGUGGUGCGUCCAAAGGAGCGAGCUGUGAUCUCUGCUGACACCCAGAGGAAGGAGCAGGAACUGCAUGCAGAGUGCGAGACGAGUGGCGGUGGACGGCACCGGGUCAGCAGCUUGUCCCCCACCACAAGACGGCGCUCCAACGGGAGGCUUAAAGACAAAGAGCGUGGCCGGGACAGGGGGUGGCACCACAAGAGGCCGUCCCAAAGUCGGACUACGUCCAGAGGGACUGCAGGGGUCACGGGGGUCAGGACUCUGGAGGUGUUUGGAGAGCAGCCCAGGGAGCGUGCCUUUGCACAGGACAAGGACAGCAUGCACGCCCUGGAGGUGACCCAGUACUUUUUUGAGGCAGUGUCCACACAGAUGGAGCGCUGGUACGAGAGGAAAGUCCAGGAGGCUCGGUGGCAGGCGGACCAGAGGGCGCAGGAGGACCGGGCCACUCUGAUCGAAAGGAUCGCCUGCCUGGAGGACGAGCUCCGCCUGCUGAGGACUAACAGACAGGACGAUCUAUAACACCUGUGGACUUUACACGACACGGAUGGGUGACUGAUCCACAGUCCGACAGGUCUGAUCCAGUUUACUAACCCUUGGCAUUCUGUUGUGAUGUCAUAAAGGCAGCUGUAAAUAAAAUGAGAUGUCAAACACUAACAAGGUGUAGAGCAGGACACACACAGCUCUGUGCUGCCACGUGCAGGAUGCUGUUAAAGGUCACUGAUGUUUGGAUUUCAGUGUUUAAUUUUCACUCCGGGUUUAAAUUCAUUGUAGAAGAUCAUAAUUAAACCACAGCAUCACAGUGUUUUACUGUCACUUCGUUCAAACUAACAGACACGAAAAUCAACCACAGGUCUGAAUUUGUUUUGUACCAUUGUGAUGUCAUAGGGCAGCAAAGUAUAAGUAAAAUGACGGUUGGCAAAAUGAAACCAUCUGUCCACAAGUUUCUAAAUGUCAGUCCAGCACUUUGAACUUUAGAGAUCAGAUUUUUAUUAACUGACAAAAGUAAGACUCUUUUCAUGGUGAUGUGAUCAAUUCCAGAACCAUCAGGCUCAAAUCAGGCGUCAUGUAACCGACUUUCAGUUCUGUGCACUGAGAACAGUUGCAGUACACAUUUCUGUCAGUAGCUGUAACCACAGUUGAUUUAUACAUUACAACAACAACAACAAUAUACUAUUUUCUGUCGUAAAGACAAAGAGCCCCUCAGAGGAGUGUAUUUUAUUUCAUGCAGAAGAACAAUUUUGGAAGCUGCUGGGGUUUGGAUGCUUUUUCAGAAGAUCAACUUUGGUUUUUGGUUUAUAUAUUUCACCUUUAACCUUUUCUGCUGGAGGCAGUAAAUACUAACACAGCAGCACUGUGUCUUCACUACGUAUCCUACAGACAUUUUUAGCUUCUAGGAAACUUUGUGACUGAAGAAGUCUGAGUGACAGACGUCUGUCUCCCCAGAAUAACAAGUGUCAACAAAGCAAAAGUACAACAAAAGAACAGGAAAAACAAAACACACAGUAUGAAAACUUUACAUCUAACCUCACCUGAGCUGAAAAGAAGAAUCUUUUCCCGUCUACGUGUCACUGAUACAAACUCACUAAUCAGUUUGUCGUCGAUUUAAAAAAAAAAAAAAAAAAAAAAAAAAAAA
Thalassophryne amazonica is the source of this 3901-nucleotide messenger RNA. It is a transcript of the gene ankrd6b, whose product is annotated as ankyrin repeat domain 6b. NCBI's taxonomy places the organism in Eukaryota, Metazoa, Chordata, Actinopteri, Batrachoidiformes, Batrachoididae. Gene Ontology annotation, molecular function: protein binding. The record is from RefSeq and is a predicted model, not a curated record.